Messenger RNA from Fusarium subglutinans, 3027 nucleotides. RefSeq lists its product as uncharacterized. The transcript has a single exon. Bases 1 to 3027 code for a protein of 1008 amino acids. The record is from RefSeq and is a predicted model, not a curated record. NCBI's taxonomy places the organism in Eukaryota, Fungi, Ascomycota, Sordariomycetes, Hypocreales, Nectriaceae.
AUGGCUGGUAACUGGGAUGCAAGUGCGAUUUCCGCUGUAGCGGCUUUAAUCGUCGCACUUUUUGCACUUCUAGUCGCUGCUGCUCAAGCACUGCAGCAGUACUUGAUCACCGGCCAACUCAUCCGUCUUUGCGAUAGCGUCGUGUUUGGUCCUUUGCCAGGUCAGGGCUACCGCGUUUGGCAGUUCUCUCAAUUUCGCUUCCGAGUACUGUACUCUAUUCCCCUGAUCAAUCUCGAGGCCGAUCUGUGGCCUAAGGAAAGCCCACAUAUCAAGUCUUAUGCUAUCGGGUCAGAUAUGCUGCCCGAUCUCCAACCAGAUUCGUUGAUUGACUACUCGGCUUCAAGCUCGUCGGUCGAAAUUAUGUCGGAUUAUAGAGUACAUGUCCACAGGACAGGUACGGCGGGUAGAAGGUCUCAGAUGAGCAGCGAAGCUUGGAGUUCCUCAGAUCGCUCCCGUUUCACUUACUGGGGUUCUCUGAGACUUUGGCUGCGCCGCAAGUUUAACAGGAAGGGCUCAGGCAUCUCGCGGACGAGCAGCGACUCCUGGGGUCCCCCGACUCCCCCCGACUACUCUUAUUGGAACUUAUUGAGGAUCUGGUUACGCCGCAAAUUUGCGAGGGUCCGAUCGCUGCCAGAAAAGGAACGGCCAGCCUCUAUAUCCAAUGACGCAUCCGUGGGCGAGGCCUCCUGGGUUUCAUUUUGCAAAGCCAUCAACAGUUCGUGUGGAGGGUCAGUGAGAUACCGCUCUGUCACUUACGACGCCGACCGAUGUCCCUCUGAUCUCGUAACGGCACCGAUGCAAGUUUCCAUGAGGGACAUUGCCGUCAUGGGAUUGACAGCGGGUAUGAAAAUCACAGACUGUUCAUUCAGAGACAAGUCCAUUUCGAUGCAAGGCGCUAUCGGCACAAUUACUAGCUCCAACCAUCCGAUUCUCGGACCGAUACUCCAUUUCACUCCUAGAGCUAUCACCUCACCCAUUCCUCGCUUGCUAGCACCAUGGAGUGACGACGACAGAGGUGUUGUAAAUCCCCAUUGGCUUUCUCGAACAUGGGAUGUCUGUACUGUUGCGAAAGUCUAUUUUGGCUCGCUCAAGAGACGUACGACUCGACGGCUUGACGACCGAUGGACUAGUUAUCAAGAGCCUGGCCAGCACUACAGGCAUCAGGGACACAAAAGAGCUUUCAACAUGGCUGGGAUUGUGCCGGUCGAUGCGGAUCAACAUAAAAAGCGAAGGAAAAAGAAGACAAAAGGCAAGAAACCAGGCAAGACAGGACCCGUGUCCGUGAGUCGCCGGCCCCAAGACGGGAAUUGGUUCAUCAUAGAGCCGCCUGUGCCCGCUCAAGCCGCUGCUACAGAGGCCAAUGGGAAUAAGGAGAAGGUUCAAGACCAGGGUGGGACUGGGGAAGGCAAUGGAGAGUAUGCGGCACCAGUGCCUCAAUCUGCGUCGGCCGCUGAACUUCACUCAAAGGAACAAGAUAUGCACCAGGAGCUCCCUGGAGAUGAUUUAACCUCUCAAGAGGCCCGGCCUACUGUUCAAGAUCCAGUGGAAGAAAAGGUGCCCGCAAUUCAUCCAAUCGAAUCCGGCAACCUACCUCAACACGGUGCAAAAGGAAAAGGGCAUAGUGAUGAUGUUGAAGAAAUACCUAUUCCUGAGCCAUUGGUGAAAGGAAAGCAAAUAGCAGAAGAACCAACCCUGAAAGAAGAAGGUCAAAGUCAAUCUCGGAGCAUUUCGUUGGAGCCUGACGAGUUGUUUGUAGCCGCUCCUCCGAGCAGUGGAGAGGGCUUCGCGGCCAUUUUUGGUAGGCCGGUCACUCGUCUCCUUCUGACACAGACAUCACACUGGGAUACACUGCCACAGGAGAGUCGUCAAGACACGAGUAAUCGUGAGCCAGAUAUACGCCAACCUCGGAGAAGAGUCACGGUAGAAGAUGUACCAGAUAGCGGCGAUGAAGUAGCGUCUGAGUCUGGAAGACCGCUGAAUCCACAGGUACUGGACCGAGGUCAAGCGGCGAAGAAGCGACAAGAAAAGAGGAACAAGCGCAGCCGAAAGAUACAAAAGGACAAGGCUAUCGUCGAGGAGUCAGGGACUAGUGAUGCUAGAUCCCAAUUCCUACUAACCUACUCGGGAGAAGGACCAGCCUCAGAGGCAACGCCGGAAACGAAAGAAGAUAAAGCUCACGCAAGGGAAGCAGAACGACGAUGCAGACGAGAAGAGAGAGAGAUUGAACGUGACAGACGAAACAAAUCGCGAGGCAACGUCGUCUCCCUUAACCGCAUGGACAUGUAUUGGUUCUGCCAAGUGGACAUCUACCAGGGCUUCUGGGCUACACCGUGGAGGGCCGAUGCCCCUAUCGAUACAUCGCUAGUCGGUGCCGUCACUGUCAUUCUAGAGGCGUUACUGGGGUUUCUGGAAGAGAAUGUCAGCUUGGUUUACUGCAAUCCCAGCCGCUUCCACACAACUCGAGACUGGAUCACACACGGUGGGAUAACAUACCCGGCGUACGCGAGUAAUGCCCGCGGUGGUAUUAUUGCGAGAGGUUCAUACAAGGGUGUAAAGGUUCCAGCGUUCCAGUACACUGUUCCAGCGCUCGAAUUGCUGUAUUCAUAUGAAUGGCAGGUAUCGAGCUACCUACACGAUCAAGAGCAGUACUGUGAAGACCUCAAUAUCGAACUGAUGCGAAUCGACGCUUGGCUCUCGUAUGUCGGUCGCACAGAACGAAUCACAAACGGGCCCACAGACCUAUUGAAGGGAGCACCUGCACUUGUGCAGCUGCUGCAAGCUGACUUUGAGGUGGAUUUCAUGAACAUUGACCUUUCGGCCAAAGAGGGUGGUCAUCAGGACAUACAAGGGUUAGCUGAUAAUGUGAUGGACUUUCUUACAGAUGAGGAGCUUGAUGAGGCUGAGCAGUUAUACAUACUAGUCGCAAUGCUCCGUGCUGUCAAGGUAUGUCAGUGCGUGUUGGCGGGGUCGGAUACUCGUGAGAUGUAUGAGAUUCUUACCAAGGAUGUUCAGGCACAUCUUGUUUGA